AUGAGUCUGGUUCUUGAUAUCAAGAAUUUCCCAAAUUUAUCAUCUGUUCUCGCGGAGAUUGAAAAGAAAGGACGUCGACCUGAAAAUUUCACGGCAGUAAAUUCAGAAUUUGAACAACUACAUCAACAUGAAAGGAAACCGGCAUCCUUUACUGCGAUGGACGGAAACUCAAGAGCAUUCAUCACCACGGAUUCUCAGUUGGCAAAUUUUGACGAAGAAGUACGGAAACCAAGAUCCUCUACAGUUACAGGCGAUAUAAGAACCUUCAUCGAGAUUGAUCCCGAGGAUGUAAAUUUAUACAGUGUAGAGAGAAAACCAAGGUCCUCUUCAAUGAUGGAGCGAGGCGCCGUAGUGGAUGCCAAAGCAAGCGGUAGAGGAGAGCAACAUAACCCGUUUAGAUUGGGGCGACGCGGCAGUGAUCCAACUGGGCAGACGUUGAAGACAGCCGGUUCGCGAGUACGAAUUCACAGUGCGCCACCGUGUCUGUCUGUUGAUCGUGAAACGUUGUUAGCAGAUAGGCGAUUCACGGACGCCGCCAAGAACCUGAGCGAUGAACAACUGGCGUUGUUGUACGAAGAUAUUGUAAAGCCUUUGGAUUUCUAUGCCAUGUUGCAUGAAAGGAGAAAGCAGUUUUGAGAUAGGUAUUGCUUGAAGUUUGGGGGACACUUGAUUUAAAGAGAUUGACGGCAACGGUGUUUAAUUUUGCUCUCUCGAGAGGAUUGAACUCUGCUUUUUUUGUAAAUUUCAUAAAUGAAUUUAGUUUUUGCCUUUUUGUAAUGUGGUGUUCAGUUCAAAGGUUUUUUAGAAGAACAUCACUUGUACCAUGUUGUACCGAGUGGGGAUCUAAAGAAAGCGUUAGUGGCACUAAUUUCGUAAUAUAAUCUUGGUUAGGUUAUAUGCUUCUCGGUUCAGGUUUAACCUUUAUUUCAUACUUACGUUAAUCUUUUAGGGAGUUUUCUUCUUGUUUAAUUUGUUUCUUAAAGAAACGAGUGCAACUUCUUAUCCGAAACGCCGAGCCAUUUAUUGUAUUUUGUCGACUAAAAAGGUCAGUUUUCGCAGAAAAACCUCAUAUAGAUGAGAAUAUAUAUGAUAUAUAUAGUGAGGGAACCAGCAAUUCACCAAGCUCUUCCAUGCAUUGUGUCCAUUUUGCUUUGCCGAUAAUACUUAUUACUAUUAUUGGUGACGAACUGAAAUUAAGCGUAGAGUCAAGGCUGAAGUGGGGAAUACUACAAAGAUAUCUGCUGGAGGCCGUGUUCCUUUGUAA
This is a messenger RNA of Porites evermanni, 1264 nucleotides long. NCBI's taxonomy places the organism in Eukaryota, Metazoa, Cnidaria, Anthozoa, Scleractinia, Poritidae. The record is from the annotation of a GenBank genome assembly.